Messenger RNA from Prorocentrum cordatum, 1059 nucleotides. NCBI's taxonomy places the organism in Eukaryota, Dinophyceae, Prorocentrales, Prorocentraceae. The record is from the annotation of a GenBank genome assembly.
AUGGCUUUUGCGGCGACGGGCGCGGCUGCGAGCCUGGCGCUGGUGGCGCGCCCCCAGGGGGUUCGAGCGGGCGCCCUCGCGCGCUCCGCGGCGACACCGGACCUGGCAGCACCGACCAGGUCGAGGCCGCACCGCGAGUGGGCUCCCCACGGCCGCGGCGCCGCGGAGGAGAGAGCGGCCGAGCGGGGCAGGGCUUUCACGCUGGCCGCUGCCGCUCCGCCGACUGCCGAGCAACUGUCGUUCCUCGAGCUGCAGGGCAUCACCCCGAAGGCCGCCCAGGACUACCACGCGGAUGUGAGCGCCUUCCACCAGUGGUGUCCGGCGCGCGGCCUGGUCCAGGACUUCGAGGAGCUCGCGACAUCGGCUCCAGCGAUCGACUUUGUCUUGAUGACGUACGUGCACGAGAAGUUCUUCGCGGGCGAGCUCGCCUGCGUUCCGACGCAGCUGAUGAGCCGCUUGCCGCGCCCGCGGGUCGGCCUCUGCCUGUGCGUCCAGCACGUGAUCGGAGCAGGUCAAGUCCAGGAGGCCGUUGCGAGCGUCAUCGCCUUCGCGCUCUACCCGCGCCCGAGCGAGUGCCUGCGCCUGAAGGGCAAGCUCAUCGCGGCUCCCGCGGCCUCGCGUGCGAUUCCGUUGUCGGACGCCGGCGGCUUCUGGUCGAAUUUGCUGCGGCCGCAAGAUGAGGCCGACACCUCCAUGACGGAACGGUGGUUGGGGGCCUGCUGGCGGACAACCCACUCUUCCCGUGGAUGCCGAUGGUGCUCGCGAGUCCCGUUCGGGCAGGCCCAGUGGGGUCGCGCCCUGAAGACGGCGGCCGCCGCCGCUGGCUUGUCGUUGCUCGGGGAUUUCAGCCUGCGCCGCCUCCGCCGCGGAGGAGUCUCGCACGAGCUGCUCUUCAAUGCCAGGUCGCUCCUCAGCGCUCAGGAGAGAGGCCGCUGGGCCAGCGACAGGAGCCUGGCCCGCAACGAGCGCGGUGGUCGGAUCAACGAGCAGCUGAGCCUGCUCGACCUCAGCGCGUUGACCGCCGCGGAGUCUGGGGCCCAGAACGUUGGCGACAUCCUC